AUGCAACCCUCAGAACCAGAGCGCUACAUCCGCAGCCGCAUCGCCAACGCCUGCGACGGGUGCAAGUCCCGCAAAGUCAAGUGCGACGGCAGAUUGCCAUGCAGCUACUGCACGCGUCGCCAGAAGCCGCACGACUGCCACUAUUCUCCCCAGCGGCGGCGUAAAGCGCAUUCUGUGCGGUCGCCGCAGACUUCGGAGCGGGCGCAGUCGACGAGACAUACUACGCCUUCUACGCCUGCUGCUGAACCUGUGAGGGAGAAUGGAGCGCAGAUUGAUAGAGAUGGUGGGGGACAGAUUGAUGCGGAGGAUGAGACUGAGGUUCCGAGGGAGGCGAGGUUGGUUUGCGAUGCGCAGGGGAAGUUAAUCUUUGUUGGCGAUUGUGCGCCUCUUUCGUUCUUUCAGAGCGUGAGACAACUCGUUACCACGCGUGUUGGACAGAAUGCUUUUGCGCCGCAGUCCAGUCGGUAUUCAGUCCUUGAAAACGCAACAGCACAUCAGUCGAGACGAAUACCAGGUGAUAACUGCAUACCAAUCGUUCACCCAGAUGAUAUCCCCCUCGCAGUAUCAAAUUACCUAUCCAUUGCUACCGGCCUCGUGGAUCUCUUCGACAACCGACGUCUUCAAGACGAUCUCAUCCUCUGGGCAAACAUGGACCAGAAGCAAGACGACGCGACAACCAUCGUCAACCUCCUUGUCCUCGCCAUCGGAAUGAAGAUCAACGAUGAGGAGCGAUCGCAGGAUUACUUUGAGUAUGCGCGCGAUAAAGCAUACUCCAACCUCACCGGCAAUCUCAGCGUCUCAACAGUCCAGAUGUUUACGCUCAUCACACUCUACAUGCUGUGCUCAUGCCAGAUCAACGGGGCGUUUCUCUUCUUCGGAACAGCGGUACGCGCAGCUUACUCCAUCGGUAUUCACAGAACAGAAGUCAACGCGCGUUUUGGGCCUGAUAUUCACAGACAGCGCGAUCGGCUUUGGAAGAGUAUUCGUGUCGUUGAUCUAUUUCUGAGUUCGUCCAUGGGCAGACCGCCUGCUACUUCAGACGUUGACUGUACGGUUCCGUAUCAGAGUCCUGAUGAGAACGUGGAAGAACCGGUGGAUCUGCUUAAUGCAUCUGUGCAGAUUUUCUUGGUGCUUGAGGGUGUUGUCACGGAGAUUUACUCACGGCGAAAAGUGUCGCUUCAGCUUACGGAGGGGAUAUCACUUCAGCUACGAGACUGGUCUUCGCGGUGGUUGAAGCAGCUUAAGGAUAUAGUUGCGAACCCGGAGGCUCAGGAUAGAGCGCAGGCGAGUGGUGCUUGUCAGAUAUUGGCGACGUAUUAUUACGCUGUGAUGCUGGUGUCGAGACCGUUUCUUAUGUAUGAGCUUUGUCGGCGGCUCUCUGAUGGUUCGGUCAACUCGAAUGGGAGAUCUGCUUUGACGAGUGGGAAGUCGAAACUUGCUGAUGCUUGUAUUGAUGCUGCGAGUUUGAUGGUUGAUCCGAUACUGGAUCUGAUUCAGAAGGGGAUUCUUGUUGGACAUGUUCCCAUUCUUGUAUCAUGGCUAUUCGCCAGCUCUCUCGUGCUUGGAGUUGGCCUCCUCGGUGGUUUUGGCCGCGUCCUCGAAAAGUACACCCGCAUGGCCAUCCACGCUCUAGACCACUGCUCAAAACACGACACCCACGCAGGCCAAUAUUCGCUCAUAGCCCAAUCCCUUCUAACAACGGCCCUCGAGUACCUCGAAAAACGCGAGCUCGCCGAACGUCAACGCCGCACCGAAAACUCGAGCCAACUCUUCGGUCUCAUACCCUCCGACACGAUGGACUCAUCCCCCACCUUCACAGGCCAAUCAAUAACUACACCAUCUUCCAGAGGUCGCGAAUCACUCGACAGGACGUUCUUACAGCAUAACGGGCUACAGAAUGUCGGAUCACCUUUAUUUGGCGACUUGGACUCAGCGUUCCUGGGGUUGAGUGAGAGUAUGAUGCAGACGCCUGAUCCGAGCUACUGGGGCGGUCCGAUGGGGAAUGAAGCUGACUCGGGAUCGGCUCUGAACUUGUUUGCGCUGUUGGAUGCGGGAGGUGGCAUUGACUUGACGCAUCAUCUGUGA
Molecule: messenger RNA, 2085 nt
Organism: Fusarium subglutinans
Lineage: Eukaryota; Fungi; Ascomycota; Sordariomycetes; Hypocreales; Nectriaceae
Product: positive regulator of PUT (proline utilization)
Exons: 2
Coding region: 1-2085 (694 amino acids)
Biological process (GO): DNA-templated transcription; positive regulation of transcription from RNA polymerase II promoter by galactose
Cellular component (GO): nucleus
Molecular function (GO): RNA polymerase II cis-regulatory region sequence-specific DNA binding; zinc ion binding; DNA-binding transcription factor activity, RNA polymerase II-specific
Source: RefSeq, a predicted model, not a curated record